Messenger RNA from Penicillium cataractarum, 1041 nucleotides. RefSeq names its product sterol desaturase family protein. The record is from RefSeq and is a predicted model, not a curated record. NCBI's taxonomy places the organism in Eukaryota, Fungi, Ascomycota, Eurotiomycetes, Eurotiales, Aspergillaceae. The transcript has a single exon. The coding region runs from base 1 to 1041 and encodes 346 amino acids. Gene Ontology annotation, molecular function: iron ion binding; C-4 methylsterol oxidase activity. Gene Ontology annotation, biological process: sterol biosynthetic process.
AUGGCACCUUCCGAGUCCGCGCGUGCAACCCCUAGCUCCGUCUCGAGCAGAUCUGUCCCCAAAGAUCCAUCAGGCAACCCAAUUCCUCAUACCAAACGAUGGGUCUAUUUAACUACAGCCCUAUCAAACACCAGUAUCAGCUCACUGGGAGCGAAUACAGCUCUUGUGGCCGCCUUCAUCUCUUUCAACUCCUCUACCACAGGCCAGAGGCUCUACGAUUAUCUCGACCAUGUGUACGGCGUGUAUAAUAUGAACCUGUGGGGAACUUUCAUCAUCACAUCCGUAUUCUUUUGGCUGUGGGCUGCUGUCUUUGCGAUUCCUGACCUGACUGGAUGGCCACAGUGGCUAUUUAAAUACAAAACUCAACCUUUCGUCCGGGUCAAUGGAAAGGAAUACUUUCGCAUUGCGAUGAUCUCGUUGCGAAACCAAGUCCUCGUCGCAUUCCCUAUGAUACUUCUGGUUGCCCUCGCCGCCCCUCCAAUGCCGGUGGCUUCGAAAUAUCUACCGUCGCCAUUCCAAACGUUUGCUACUAUCGUAUUUGAUAUCUUCUGCACAGAGGUCGGCUUUUACUAUGUCCACCGCCCGUUUCACUCGAACCUACUGUAUUCCACCUUUCACAAAAAACAUCACGAAUUUACUGCCCCUGUCGGGUUGGCGUCGACCUACUGCACAGUUACGGAGCACGUGCUUUCUAACUUAUUGCCCAACUCCAUCGGAACACUGCUCGUUCCUCAUCACUGGUCUCAAGCGGUUUUUACCUUUUUGUUCCUUGAGUUUGGCACCAUUUGCUCGCACUCGGGAUACAAUAUUCCAUGGAUGCCGUCGAAUUUGCAACACGACUUUCAUCAUUUUGCUUUUGAUGAAAACUUUGGUCCUAUAGGCAUUUUAGACGCGUUCCAUGGAACACAUAGUAAGUUUACGAAGACAAUGAAAGAAGCCAGGCAAAGAACUGGAGGAGAUGACGAGGAGGCAAGAAAGAUUGUGCUUGAGAAUCUGGCCAGAAUGGGGAUUGGCUCUGCUGCUUGUAAUCGCAAACUGUGA